Messenger RNA from Pangasianodon hypophthalmus (striped catfish), 1529 nucleotides. It is a transcript of the gene mnat1, whose product is annotated as MNAT1 component of CDK activating kinase. Gene Ontology annotation, cellular component: transcription factor TFIIH holo complex. Lineage: Eukaryota; Metazoa; Chordata; Actinopteri; Siluriformes; Pangasiidae. The transcript has 8 exons. Gene Ontology annotation, biological process: regulation of transcription by RNA polymerase II; positive regulation of cyclin-dependent protein serine/threonine kinase activity; nucleotide-excision repair. Gene Ontology annotation, molecular function: cyclin-dependent protein serine/threonine kinase activator activity. The coding region runs from base 107 to 1039 and encodes 310 amino acids. The record is from RefSeq and is a predicted model, not a curated record.
UACACUAGGUGAUCGAGGAUUUGUCCUGCUUCUGAACGACUGUGACAUAAGGGAGCUUACACUGAAUUCUUCUCUAGAAUAAAAAACAAUAUUAAAAAAAAUCAAAAUGGACGAUCAGGGCUGCCCGAGAUGCAAGACAACAAAAUACAGAAACCCGUCUUUAAAGCUGAUGGUGAAUGUGUGCGGACACACACUUUGUGAGAACUGUGUGGAGAUGUUGUUUGUGCGAGGUUCAAGUAACUGUGUUCAGUGUGACACUCCGCUCAGGAAGAGUAACUUCCGCCUGCAGCUGUUUGAAGAUCCUGCUGUGGAUAAAGAGGUGGAGAUCCGCAAGAAAGUGCUCAAAAUCUAUAAUAAGCGUGAUCUGGACUUCCCCAGUCUGAGAGAGUAUAACGACUACCUGGAGCAGGUGGAGGAAAUCGUGUUUAACCUGACGAAUAACGUGGACGUAGAGAACACCAGGCAGAUGAUGGAGCAGUACCAGAGAGACAACAAAGACGUCAUCCAGAGAAACAAGGCCAAACUGACGAGGGAGCAGGAGGAGCUGGAGGAGCUCUUGUUAAUGGAGCAGCAGGAUCUGGAGCUGAAGAGACUGGAGAACCUGCAGGAGGAACAGAGACACUUACACACCAAGAGGAAAAACAAACAGGCCCUGCUUGAUGAGCUGGAGAGCUCCCAUUUGCCCGCUUCCCUCCUCUUGGCUCAGCAUAAAGAGCGAGCGGCUCAGCUGGAGAGUCAGAUCGACAAACAGAAACAAAACGUCAAACCUGCCGCCAUCUUCUCUACAGGCAUACUGAUGGGUCAGACGGUGUCUCUGGCUCCAGUUGCUAACGUGGAGGAGGCUUUGUAUCGGUAUCAUCCUCUCCAAAUCGAAACGUACGGCCCCUCUGUGCCUGAACUGGAGCAGCUGUCCAGACUGGGCUAUCUGAAUCAUGUAAGAGGGGCGACUCAGCAGGAUUUAGCGGGCGGCUAUACGUCAGGUCUGGCGUGUCACCGAGCCGUGCAGGACGCCUUCAGCGGUCUCUUCCUCUGCACAUAACCAUGUGUGUGUUCAUCUCUCUCUCUCUCAUACACACACACACACACACACACAUUACAUUCAAUGCUUGUGUUUGUAUGAGAACAUGGAGGACAAACUGUCACUCUGAUCAUGCUAAGGGAGUUCAUGAUUAAAACACAUGAUGAGAAGAGCUCCAUGAAAACAUCAGGCUGUUAUUCUAAUAUUUCACACACACACACACACACACACACACCGGGACAGUGUGAGACGAUAGUAAUAACUGUGUGUGUGUGUGUGUGUGUGUGUGUGUGUGUGUGAGGAAGAUCUCUCACACACAGUUAAAAGCUGCAUCUGUGUCAGUGUUAACCCUGCACAGAGAGAGACUCUGGCUUUAUGCCUGUAAUAUUUUUGUUAACUGAAGAAUAAACACUGUUGUGUGUUAGUUUUGAACUUGUACAGAUAUUUUUCUAAACGUUUUUGUGAGUGUUUUUGGUUUAAAUAAUAAACUUCCUUUUGGUUAUUUCAGUUA